UUUCUAGGUAUAAUAUUUGUUCUAUCUAUACCCUUAUCGCAUGCUAUGAUUCCUGUGAUCCCUCUCUUAAAUCACGUCAUCACACAACUAUUUCCCGCGUUUAUCGUAACUGCAUAUUUGUCUGUAUUUCUGACAAGCACAGAUCUUUAUACUAUUUAAUCUUAUUUUUUUAUCAAUUAUCAAGGUUAUGAUUUUACUUUCAUUCAACAUUUUGUAUUUGACGUCUCGUUAUCCUUGUAGCUAUUUCGGUUUUGAACAAGUGUCAUUAAAAAGUGAAAUGAUAUUGUGCAUUAUUAUUUAUGAUUUGUUAAAAAGUGCAUUGUUCUCGCCAUUUGUUCGCGCCAUCUGUAAUGUCUUUUUAUAACAAAGUAAGUACAUGUUUGUUGCAAAUUGUUGUUUGCAUAAUUUUGACAAGUGCAGUUUUUUGUGCAAUAUCUAGUAAGUGUAACGUCAUAUCACAAACAUGAGUUCCGCCCAGGCCUGGUAUACAAUGCAGGACGUAUUGGAGGAUCUGUCUGUGAUGGGACAGACGACUGACUUGGACGCCAGUUUCAUUGUGAAAGGAGAGAGGCCCCCGCCAACUUAUACUAGCGUAGAGGAUGAUGAUGAGUUUCAACUUCUAUUUAACGGGGCAAUAUCUAACGAUGUGCCCAAUGACAGUGUGGAACCAGAUUUGAAGGGCAUUGCGGAUUUAUUACGUAUGGUCGAACACGACGAGUCUAGUUCACGUGAAUCUCCAGCUGACAUAUCAAUUAGUAAAUUGAAUCCUAACAUUAGCGAAUUCGCACCUAAAGAUGGAGAGUUUCAACCUCUCCCUAAUGGGGCAGUAUCUAAUGAUAUACCCAAUGGCAGCGUGAAGCCAGAUUUGAAGGGCAUCACGGAUCUAUUACGUAUGGUCGAGGACAACGAGUCUAGUUCACGGGAUUCUCCAACUGAUGUUAUAUCAAUUAGUAAAUUAAAUCCUAAUGUUAGGGAAUUUGUACCUAAUGGUAUAAUUGUUCAGAAUAAUACUAGUGAAAAUAACAAUAAAGUUAAAAGUGCAGUGAGUAAUGUUAACAGAUCAUUGGCUGAUGAUGUAGGUGAGGAAGAUUAUACAAAAACACAUAGUGAAGCAAGUAACGUUAAUAAAUCAUUAAAAAACAAUGUAAAUAGCAGUUUGAAACAUGACGUUAAAGCUCAAGCGAAUGAUUUUACCAAAAUAUUGGGCAACAAGAUUGACUUAUCAGAAUUAAAACCUAAAGACAUAAAUGACGUAGCAGAUAAAUUAAGAGAUAAAAUUAGCGAUUCGUCAAGAGCAGUUACUCCACAACAGAAAAAGGAGAGAAAUGUCGCUAUAACUGCUCUCUUGAAACUGUAUUCAGCAAAACUUGAUGAUACGGCCCAGUCCAAAACGGACGAUCAUGAAAACGAGCCGUUGAAACUUGUGACGCCUGACUUCUUUGUUAAAAAUGAAAAAAGUGAAUACACCUGUAAUAAAACAUCUGAAGACGAAGAAGAUUCAUAUGAAGAAUCUAUCCACAAUGAAAAUGUAAAAGAAAACAUUACUAAUGAUCGUACCUCAACAGACUUCUGUGUACCUACAUCUGUAGAUUCUAGUGUGCAAGAGUCUAUAGAUAAAGUGAACACAUGGUUCAAUGAUUCAAAAUCUUCGCCGGUCAAACGACCGAUAGUGUCAUUCGAGCCACCUAUAUUUAAAAAGAAAGAACAAAGAAAUAUCCAGUCGCCAAAGCCUGAUGCCGACCAGAUGUGCAGUAAAGGAACUUCUAGCCAUUCCGCUUUAUAUAAACCCUCAAAAUACGCUGAAGAUUUGUGUAAAAUAUAUACUAAGCGAACUGAACAAAGAAAUAACGAGUCUCAAAAUAUUUGGACCAAAUUGGAAGCGCAGCUGAGAGCUAAAGACGAGAAAUUAAAAAAGGAAAAAGUGGAGGAACAAAAUGGUAUAUGAAUGUGUAUCAUAUUCGAUAAACUUUUUUAUUAAGUUAAUGAAAAUGUUUUAGCCUCUUGUGUUCUCUGAUUUGUCUAUGACGGAAUGAAAUUUGCACAGGAUACUCAAUAAGAUACUAUUUAUUAAUACUAGAUUAAGAUAACAUAGGCAAUGCUAGGCAGUGGUUAAAUAGGAAUUAAUAUUGUCUAUAUAUAUGGCGUCAUGAUCCCCUUGUCUUUUUCCAUUUGUGGUCGGCGCAGUGUUUUUACUUCCACAAAUCCCUGUCAACUGUCAUUUCCGGGGUCACUCCGCUUUUAUGCAUAUCUCUUUCAUCUUUCAGACAGUCCAUCUACCUUUUCCUCGGUUGUCCCCUUCCUUUACAUCUAUCCAUUCUCAUAUUUAACAUUUUCUAUAUACAAUAUAAAAAAUGUUAAAUAUAAAAAUGUAAUAUUUAGGGGAUUGGAGCGCCAUCUAUUAAAAAUUUACCUAUUGUAAUUUUGCUUAACGCUGUAUGGAAAAAAAAAGUCUAAUAUUUAAAAAACAAAUCCAGUUUUCCCUCACGCAUUUAUAUUAAAGAAAAUCAUGCUAAGGAAGUGUUAGAAGUACGAAAACAGUUACAACUCAAAAUGGAUGAAGAAAGGAAAAAAGGAAGUUAUAUAAUGGAAAAAUUAAUAGUAAAGAAACCAAAAGAUACAAAUAGAGAGAAAAGAAAACGUGAGAAGAUGGGGUCUUCUAUUACAGAAGUACAAAAAAGUUAAACAUAAAAACUGCCUCGCUAGAAAAACUAUUUGCUUCAAGCUCAAAAGAAAUCAAACCAAAUAAAUUAUUUAAUUACGUAAGAGGAAGAUAGGUAUUAGUGUCAGAAACCCUAAAAAAAACUAGUCACCGAUAUGAUAAUCUAGAACCAAAGCAAAGAAAAAUCUAUAAAUAUAUAUAAACAAACAUUUGAGAGAAUCGCACCCCAAGCUGCCUUGUCACCGUGGCGGAAUACGACUUCUACCCUCUAAGUAUUCCAGUUAAAACACCAUUACACAAUAAAGAAAAUAGGAAAAAGAUAAUGUCACAAUAUAUAUUGCAACAAAUAACACCCCCUUAUUGCGUACUAAUGAAAGCUUAGUGGAAUUGAUGUCAGCAUUGGAAAAAAUAAACUGGACAAUAGUUGGAAUGAGUGAAGUUAAACGAUUGGGCGAAAGUGUAGAGGACCACAAGCAAUUUGUAUUUUAUAAUAAAGGAAACACGCCAGGACAAUAUGGAGAAGGAUUUUUGAUAAGUAAAGAACUAAAAGACUUUACUAGAUGAACUCAUUGGUAUAUAAGAACGUAUUGAAAUAGUAAAUUUAACUUGACUACACACCAAUAUGAAGUUGUCAAUCAUACAUGUUUACUCGCCAACAGAGCAAUACAACAGUACAGAAAUCGACUCUUUCUACUUCAUGCUUACAAAUGCAAUACGCAAAUAUAGGCAUAAAAAUUAACUUAAUCGUGAUAUUUAAUGUCAGAAUUGGGAAUAGAAAAGAUGGGGAAGAACUGGUAUUGGGGCCUUAUUGUUCAGAAAAGGGAACUAGAAAGGCGAAAAACUGAUUAUUAGGUGGGCAUGGAUAUCCCCUGAUGAUUAUAUAAAAACGAGAUUGAUUAUAUAUUAACCAGUAGGAGUGGAGAUUUUCAAGGCUGUAGGACCAUAAAAAGUAAUAAAAAUCACAGAAUGGUGAAAGCAAAAUUAAGACUAAAAAUAAAUAAGUAUAACAGAGAACACAGUGGACUAUAUUCAUCAUUAUACUGUUGCACAAGAAAGGGGUCAUGUAAUAUGAAUAAUUAUAGACCCAUAAGCAUUAUGUCGAACAUAUAUAAAAUCUUUAUUAAAGUUAUUUUAAACCGCAUAAUCAAACUAUUAGAUGAAAACCAACCAAGGGACCAAGCAGGUUUCACGAGUGGAUAUUUAACUUUAGACCAUAUAUUUUUUUUACAACACGAGGCAAACGAGCAUUCGGCUCACCUGAUGGUAAGUGACCACCGUCGCCCAUGAUCACUCACAACACCAGCGGCAUUGCACGUGUGCUGCCGGCCUUUUGAAAAAGGAAUAUACUCUUGAAGGUUAUGUUGUCGUAUCGGUUCGGAAAUACUGCUGCUGGAAGUUGAUUCUGAAGAAUGGUUGUGCGUGGAAGAAAGUGCCUUGAAAAACGCACGGUGGAAGACCGCCACUCGUCCAGAUGAUUGGGAUGAAACUAGUUUGUGGCGAGUUGUACGGUGGUGAAAAUCAGCAGUAGGUAUCAAUCCGAACAAUUCCUCAGAACACUCCCCAUGAUAAAUUCGGUAGAAGAUGCACAGAGAUGCAACAUCUCUGCGCAGUUUCAGUGGGUCAAGUCGGAGAGUUAGGCGUUGAAUAUCGAUAAUUCGAGCCGCUCGGCUUUGAAUGCGGUCUAACGGAAGGAGUUGGUACUGUGGCGCUCUUGCCCACAGGUGAGAACAGUAUUCCAUAUGCGGCCUGACUUGAGCUUUAUAUAAUUUCAGGCGGUGUUCCGGCAUGAAAUACCGUCUCACCCUAUUGAGCACUCCUAACUUUUUGGAAGCUAUCUUAGCCCUCUCCUCCAGAUGACCGCAAAACUGGACGUCGCAAAAUAUAUCAACGCCCAGAAUUUCUAGACUCGACUUUUUAUCAAGGGAAGUGCCCUGAAAGUGAGGAGAUACGACAAACGGCGUCUUUUUUGCGGUAAACGCGCAGACUUGUGUCUUUUUAGAGUUAAAUUGGACAAGAUUUUGUUUAUCCCAGAUCGAAACUUGAUGGAGUGAAGUUUCGAUUUCAGACACAAGUCUAUUCCGGCACUCAUCGGUAUGUGCCCGCGAGAUCUUUGCAUGGCCGGUAUAUAAUGCAUCUCCUGUACUGUCGUCUGCAUAGCAAUGAAUAUUACUGAUCUGUAACAUAUCAUUGAUAUGCAGAAGAAACAGAGUCGGAGAUAGUAUACAGCCUUGCGGGACACCAGCAUUCAAAGGUUUUAAAUCAGAACAUGCUCCGUCGACUACGACCUUAAUGCUACGUUCCUUGAGAAAACUGGCAUAUUCAUGUUGUCAAGCAACUUUUCGAACAAAGUAAAAAAUACAAUAUCAGCUUUUACUGCUGCUGCGUAAGACAGACUUGAAGCUUUCGACACCCUCGAGCAUGAAGUAAUUUGGCGUGUACUUUAAAACCAGGGUAUUGAUAAUGAAGAAGUCACAAUAUUAAAAAACAUAUAUGCAAACAGUAAAGUAUAAAAAAGUAAAGGUAAAACUAGAAAAAGAAGGGUACAAAUUCAAAAUAGAAAGGGGAGUAAGACAAUGUGACCUCAUAUCACCUAAACUUUUCACUGCAGUUUUAGAAGAGGUCUUUUCUAUUGUCUAUAAGAAAUGCUUAAUGAAUUAAGAUAAAGAAUGCCGAAAAUUAGGCUUGGUUAUGAACAAAGAGAAAACAAUUAUGACAAAUGGAACAGAAAAUGAAACGAUCAUCAAAGCAAUUGACUAUGUAGACGAGUAUGUGUGUUUGUAUCAAAUAAUUUCACCAAAAGACUUAACUACAAAAGAGAUUGAAAAACGUAUAGAAUUUGCUUGAAAACGAUUUUGGAGUUUAAAAGAAAUAAAAGCAAAAUGACAAACGGUCUUAAAAGGUACACUAUUUGAUACCUGUAUUAUACCAGUUCUUACAUACGGUUGCCAAACCUGGGCCCUUACUAAAUCUCACUUUCAACUACAAAAUUGCCAGAAUGCCAUAAAAACUAAAGAUGUUACAGCCAUACUUCGCACCGGCGUCAUUUCGGGUUGCGAGACUCGGCUCGCAGUGAGAGAGAGGGGAAACGCUGUGAUGCAAAGCACCAUACGCUCUCUUAAGACGUCUUUCAGAUGAAAUAGAAACAAUUGUCGGAAACGAUAUACACUUUGUCUACGUAUUCAUCGCCGAAAGGUCACCAAGAAAUAUAAAACCACUAUGCCAAAUAAGUCAUUUACAUUAAUGACUAAUUUUAAUAAAACAUGAGUUUGCUUAUAUACAAGCACACUAAUUUAUUUAGAGCGCGUUCUAACUUUAUUCAACGCCAUCUAGUGGCACGCAGUCAAACUAACCUUGACGGAAAUUAUGUGAUAUUAAAUUUACAAAAUUCGCUUUAUUAAAAAAAUCCGUAAAGUUAAAAGUUUCAAGGAAUUAAAGUAUUUGUUAAUAUUUGUUUUGACACUAAUUUGAAAUGUUAAUAUAUAACGAAUUGGCAACCCCGCCUACGCUUUCGAUAUACGCUGAUGGGCCACCAUUGAAAGAUGACGGUCAAGUAUAAAAUUAUUGCUAAGACCUCUAUUUUUGUUUUAUAAGUGCAAUUCUAUUAUUUAUUGUUUUGCACAUAAGAAAUAAGUAAAUGGUGACCUACGGAACUGAAACAUGGUCCUACAAGGUUGACCGCAUGCAGAAUUAUUAUUCUUAUAAAGUCUAAGAGAGGGUAAAGAUGAAUUAAAGCGACAUCUGCUGCCUCCGUUUUCUCUUUAACGCAGCUGUUCUAAAAAUUCCUAGGCCGUGCCUAAUAGCGAUAAAAAUCUCUCGUCCAAUAUAACGACAUCCUUUUUUCCCAUCUCCCUCACUCUCUUUCCUUUCUCCCCUCUUUUCGUAGAGAGAAGAGAAGCCCUACUCCACUACCACCGAUUCAAACAAGAAAAAGAUCCCACGGCAACCUACACACAACACCUGUGUAUGUGGGCUUAAAAACUAAGCGACUCGAAAACCAUAGCCUCCAGAGAAAACACCGGGUUAAUGGGGUUCGCCCUGACGCCUCCACCUCACCCACCGUACACCAUCAAAGCGGGUAACCAGAUGACCCGGAAUGAUUGUUUUAAAAAACAUCGUGUAAUGCAUAUACUGUACUGUCUAGUAUACCAUGCAGGGGGGAAAGGGAUUAUUAGUAAUGGGGUCUAAUUGACCCAUUGCUAGCAAUACACCCUAUCAGGUCUACCUACACGUGAUCACCCCUGGAAACCAUUGUACUGAAUUCCAUGUAUAUUCAUCACGAUGAGCUAACUUAUCUGCCUUUUCAUUCUCACCUGUCAUACUCCACUGGUGCCACGCCAACGUAUACUGUUAGCGCAGGCGGGGUUACCAUUUUAUUAUACUUAUAUUGAAAUGGUAACCCCGUUAUUUACUGAUAAAUGUAUGCGUCGUGCAAUAAAAAUAUUCUGUCAUUUAACGUAAAUGUAUGUACAUUAGAUGUAUAAGUUAAGCAUUGUCUCUCGAAUCUGGAAGGAACUGUACAUGUGAUGUGAAAAUGUGUUUAGUUAAGAUAACCAGAGGGAGACUUUGUACAAAAGUCGUUUGUUCGGGUACCUUUGUCUCAUUCGUGUUUCAACCGUGAAGUAGUUGUGUUUGCAUGACUGUGUUUCGGUUUGAAGGGAGGGAUAUGGCAGUGAAUAUUAUACUGGAUACAGAGGAAUAACACCUGAGUCCUCAGGAAUGGCAACGCAUGGGGGGUAUCAUGGGCGAAACAGUACACUCUGUUAUGUCCAUGGUACUGCUUAUGUCUAUAGGUGACGGUUAUCACUUUCCAUCAGGUGCGCCGUCAGCUUGUUUGUCAUUCAAGUUGCAUAAAAAAAAGAUGGUUGAGAUAUGUAAUUAAUUAAGACUUAUACUUCUUGAAGAUGCAAAAUGAAACAGAAGUGACGUGAUCGGGAAAAUUAGAUGUAUAUUUUUUAAUAAUUAUACAAAUGUAACUUUCAAGUAACUUGAAUUUGGUCAUGUUCACUACAAGGUCCUGAGUUGUAGUGGCGUAGUGGCUCGGGAUUUUGAGCUCCCUAAAAUAUGGCUGAGCAAAAUGAUUGCUUGCUCACCCAUCAUAUUUCAGACCUGGUGCUGCUUAUUUUUUUUUAAUACGACUUAGAAUGGCAAACAAGCUGACGGCCCACCUGAUGGGCCGUAUAUUUGAAUAAAGAAUAUUCCUAUUAUAACGCUGGACGAUUCCAAAGGCUAUGGUAAUAUUCUAGUUAAUAGGUAUACAAUGUGAUAAUGUAAUUUUUAAUAUGUACAUAAAGUAAGGGAGCUACUCACACUUAUUCAGCUCCAUUCGCAUUUCGCUGAACGAUUUUGGUCACAUUUCAACAGCUCUGCUUCUAUCAGCCGCGUACAGCGUCGUAAGAAUGAGAAAAGCCGUCAUAGCGUGCUUUCUCCGCUGAAACGCUUGUCUACUGCGUACGGUGUUGAAUAUGCUGCAUUUCGUAAAAAUAAAAUAAUUAUAAUUACUAUAAAAUACGUCUGUACUCAUUAAUCCUUGAGUACAUAAUGAUUACGCAAUAAUAAAUCAAAUCAAUGCAGAAACAAUACAGGUCGCAACUUGUCGACAAGGAGUCGAGAAACAUACCUGUAAAGAGCUGUUUCGCCGCGUUAGACGGUGAAUGCGGCGGUGUUUCGCCGCGUUCGACGGUGAAUGCGGCGGAACAACGCUGAACGCUCUCUAUAGCAUUCGCAUGAUAAAUACACAUUUAUCCUCAUUUUAUACUGGAUUGCCGCAAAAGCAGAAUAGACGCGGAAAGCUAAAUGGAUGCGUACAUGUCUCCAUAUAAAAUCGUUGUUUUCUAUGAACAAAAGCGGAAUAGAGCUGAAUAAGUGUGAGUAGUCCCUAAGUGUUCAUUAUUCUAGAUGUCCAUUUAGGUAAUUCUCUCAAUUCUAUUAUGAAGUUUUUCUAAAAAGACAGACAUUUUGUUGUAUGCUCAAGCGAUAUUCUCUAUCUUUCAAAUUUUGUAUUUGAUAUUACAUCAAAUUCACAAUUCUAAAGAUCAUUAUGGAUUUAUAAUAAUAUGGAAUUCCUUAAUACUAUUAUUCCGGCUUAAUAAUAGUAUUAAGGAAUUCCGGUUUAUAGUGCAUUACUGCAGCGGACAGCAACUGAGGCAUUGAUGGACGAACGUGCAAAUGUGUUAUGGCUUAAAUGGGUUGGUGCAUAUGAAAUUGCCGAUUGCGUAACAAUGUAAAACAGUGGGCGCGUAUUACUGAACACGUUUUGACUUGUUCAUUUUUGUUAUUGUAAGCAAAGCAUCCACACUUGAUUAAUAUUUGAAACACCAUCAGAGGAUUCAGAUGUAAGACGUGAUUUACAUUUUUCUUUCUUACCAUGGAUUCGAAAAAAAUUAGAGGUAACAUGUUUUAUGAGUUCAGAGGUCGAUUAAAUGCAUGAAACAGCAAAAAAAAAUGGGGGAUUAGGGGAGAAUACAUUUUCUGAAAGGACAGUGAGAAAUUGGUUCCGAAAAUUUCGUUCUGGAGUAGAGAAUUCUGAAAAUGAGCCUCGCGGUCGACCUUCGCGCUUCAAGUUCUUCAAGUUUUACAACAAUUAGUGGAGUUCAGUGUACAUAUAAUAAUGCAUAAGCACACGAGAACUUACACAAGAACUGGCUGUCCAUCAUACAACUGUUGUACGAGACCUCAGACAAAUUGGUAAAGUAGAGAAGCUUGAUCAGUGAUAUCAAAAUAAGCAAAAUCGUUUUAUCAAUACAUCAUCUCUAUACCAUCGACAAAUAACUGAACCUUUUUUUGACCAUACAGUGACAUGCGAUGAAUAGUGGGUGCUUUAUGAUAACACACGACGAUCUGCAUCAUGGUUAGAUACAUACUUAGAUACACUCUUAGAAGUAAUGAUGUUUGGCCCCAAAACACAAACUUCACCCUCGAAAAGUUAUGCUUACUAUAUGGUGGUCACAAAAAGGCGUUAUCCAUUAUAACUUUUUGCCACAAGGUGAGAUAAUGAACGCCCAAAAGUAUUGUGUCGAACUGCAAAAGGUGCAUGGAAAAUUAAAAGAGAAAAAGUCAUAAUUGGUUAACAAAAGUGGUGUAAUCCUGCUUCAUGACAACGCUGGACCACAUGUUGCGCAAAGCGUUAAUAAAAAAAAGUAUAAGCUGGAAUAUGAAGUUUUAUCGCGCCCACCAUACUUGCCCGAUGUUUCUCCAACAAGUUCCCAUAUGUUCAGAAGUUUUGACAGUUUUUUGAAAAACAAGAAAUUUACAUCUGAUCAAGAUAUACAAAAUGCCUUGUCUGAAUUUGUUUGAUUUAAAAAAAGAUUGUUUUUUUUUUUAUAAUGGCGUAAAUUCUUCGGUAUAUCGUUGGUUGUUAUGUAUUAAAGCCAAUGGUAAUUAUUUUGUCAAGAAUAAAUAUUUUUUAAAUAAAUUAUUUUGUGCUUUUGAUCUUCUGUUUAAAUCGGCAAUUUCAUAUGCACCAACCCCAAUACUUUAAUAUAUUUUGUAAUAUGAGCCAUGUUACGUUAUGACAAGUAUUUAUAAUACCCAAAUCAAUUUGUUCCCCAGAGGAAAAGGCUAAGGUCAGAGACCAUGCUGCUAAAUCUUAAAUGUUUAAACUUUAUACAGAAUUUUAUAUAUUGUUUUUCAGAUGUGAUAUAAAGUUGAUAAUAUUUAUUUAUCUAAAAUUUUUUUUAUGUUGAUUUUUUUAUUAUAUCAAGUUCUAGCUGUUGUAAGGCUUGCAGUUACGUUAAGCAUAAAAUAUAAUGAAUAUAAAUUUAUUAUUAAAAUUAUGUAUCCACAUAUUUUUUUGUUCGUUUAUAUCUAAUAUAAAUACUAAUAAUGUAAUGAUAGUUUAAAAAUAAUGUUGAAAGCAGAGCAUUUUUUUAAAUUAUCAGUCUGUAUUAUAUUAUACAAUUAUUAAAUUGUUUUUUUAAAACUGUCAGAUAAUUGCUAUGUUGACACUUGACUCAUUCGUCAUACUCGUGAACGGGUGUUGCUUGUAGGGACUGACUGUUCAAGAUUCGAAUUGAGAAUUUUUGUAUUGAUUGAAGAUGGUAAAAAAAUUUAAUUUUACUGAAAAUUUUGAAGAAAAUAUAAAAAUUACAAGUA
Galleria mellonella (greater wax moth) is the source of this 10750-nucleotide messenger RNA. RefSeq lists its product as uncharacterized. The transcript is spliced from 6 exons. The record is from RefSeq and is a predicted model, not a curated record. The coding region runs from base 464 to 1945 and encodes 493 amino acids. Lineage: Eukaryota; Metazoa; Arthropoda; Insecta; Lepidoptera; Pyralidae.